AUGGCAGCAGCAUGUAUGGAACGAGUGAGCUUCCUCGGAACUGGGUCAGGAUCCGGGGAGGGAGGGAGGAGGGGGUUCUCCUCCCUGGUCCUCACUACCAAGAAGGGGUCCCUGGUCAUGGUGGACUGCGGCGAGGGGACGCAACUGCAGAUGAGGAGGACGUAUUUUCAAGGUCCUCCAGGAACAAAGUGCAUCCCAGCUCUGAAGAUGAGCAGAGUUCGCGCCGUUCUGAUCACACACCUCCAUGGCGACCACUGCUUCGGCCUCUUCGGGCUGCUGACCACCAUCAGUAUGCAGAGGAUGAGGAGGAGGCUCGUCCUGGUGGGGCCAACAGGGCUGGAGAAGCUGGUUACCUCUGUCCUCAGCGUCUCUGGGAACUCCGACGAGGAGCUCGCCCUGAGGUUCAUAGAGCUGGACCCGACGGUCCCGCAUGAGCUCGAGCUCGAGCUGGAGGGGGAGGAGGGGAAGGAGGGGCUCGCAGUGCACGCGACUCCUCUGCAACACAGCAUGCCUGCUCUGGGGUACAUCCUGCUGGAGAAGGAGCAGCCAAGAGAAUUGGACGCGAGGAAGGCGAUGGGGAUGGGAGCCAAGGGGAAGGAGCUGGGGCUGCUCAGGGCUGGGCAGGACGUGACGGUCAACGACAUGCUGAUCCGAAGUGAGGACGUGCUCCUUCCUGCGCCGCGGAGGAGAAUGAUUGCCGUCCUUCAAGACACGUGCGGGUCCGAGGAGGCGCUAGAGUUCCUGCGGCAGAGGAGGAGAGACUUCGACUUUCCCGUCCUCAUCCACGAGGCUACCCACGAGGCAGCCCUGCGCGAGCUGAGCCUGAGCUGGGGUCACUCGACCUCGGAGAUGGCAGGAGAGUUUGCGGGGCGUUGUGGGGCGCAGCAGCUGGUCUUGACGCACUUCUCGCCCCGAUACUCGUCCUGUCCCAUGAGGGAGUUUCUGCGAUCCGGCGGCGAGGAGGAGGAGGAGGAGGAGAAGAAGAAGCAAGGAGAGGAGGGGCAGCGGCGCUGCGGUGCAGGGAAGAAGGAGGGAGUUUCGGCGUGCUGUGCGCAGAGGAUUUGA
This is a messenger RNA of Guillardia theta CCMP2712, 1065 nucleotides long. RefSeq lists its product as hypothetical. NCBI's taxonomy places the organism in Eukaryota, Cryptophyceae, Pyrenomonadales, Geminigeraceae. Gene Ontology annotation, molecular function: 3'-tRNA processing endoribonuclease activity. The record is from RefSeq and is a predicted model, not a curated record. Bases 1 to 1065 code for a protein of 354 amino acids. Gene Ontology annotation, cellular component: nucleus. The transcript has 3 exons.